This is a messenger RNA of Cooperia oncophora, 1662 nucleotides long. NCBI's taxonomy places the organism in Eukaryota, Metazoa, Nematoda, Chromadorea, Rhabditida, Trichostrongylidae. The record is from the annotation of a GenBank genome assembly.
AUGACUGACGUAGAUGUGCAAGUUCUGCAAGAUGAGAUCAAAGCAAUGGGGGAUGAGAUUAGGUCUUUGAAAGCAGAGAAAGCUGAUGCCGCAUUGAUAAAAGAAAAAAUAGCAGCUAUGCUUGAAAAGAAGAAAUUGCUUGGUGAUGGUCAGUCUGAUCAAGGAAAGUACGUCUUGAAGACUGCUAAGGGAACUCGGGACUAUGGGCCAAAAUCAAUGGCUGUUCGAGAGUCUGUGCUGAAGAUCGUCACCGAUGCGUUCAAGAGGCACGGAGCGGAGACCAUUGAUACUCCGGUUUUCGAACUGAGAGAUGUACUCAUGGGUAAAUACGGCGAGGAAGGUGGUAAGCUUGUUUAUGACCUUCAAGAUCAAGGAGGUGAACUGCUGUCAUUGCGAUAUGAUUUAACGGUACCAUUCGCUCGAUAUCUUGCAAUGAAUAAGAUAUCGAACAUAAAGAGGUAUCAUAUCGCAAAAGUCUACCGCCGAGAUCAGCCAGUGAUGACAAGAGGACGUUACAGAGAGUUCUAUCAGUGUGAUUUCGAUAUUGCCGGGCAGUAUGAUCUGAUGAUCCCUGAAGCGGAAUGUUUGAAAAUAGUAGAUGAGGUCCUGUCGAAGCUGGAGAUUGGAGACUUCAUUAUCAAGUUGAAUCACCGUUUCCUUCUGGAAGGUAUGUUUGCCGCUUGUGGAGCUGGCGCUGACCAGUUCAAAACAGUUUGUUCAUCUGUGGAUAAGCUUGAUAAGCAGCCAUGGGUUGAGGUUGAGGAAGAACUCAUAAAAGAGAAAGGUUUGACGAAGGAGAACACUGAGAAACUGGGUCAAUUCGUCCGGCUUAGAGAGUUCAAUCCUUCCAUGGGUAAUGUUGAGCUUCUGGACAAACUAAUGGAAUUUGAAGAACUUGCGAAAAAUCCCCGUUUCAAGAAAGGUAUCGAAGAAUUGAAAGUUCUGGUGAAUUAUUGCUCACUUUUUGGAGUUAGUACGGUUCGAUUUGACCCAUCGUUGGCGCGAGGAUUAGAUUACUACACUGGAGCUAUCUACGAGGCUGUUGUUCCGAAGGCGUUAGAAGGAGUUAAUUUUGAAACGAAUGGUGAAGAGCAGAAGGGUCUGCCAGUCGGUGUGGGCUCCGUUGCCGCCGGAGGAAGGUAUGACGAGUUGGUUGGAAACUUCAUGGCACCCAGUGGAACAAAGGGAAAAGAAAAACGUCAAGAUGUGCCUUGUGUCGGUGUUUCGUUCGGUAUCGAACGAUUAUUCGCCAUUAUGGAAGCGAAAAUGCAGAUUGAACAACUGCCAGUGCGAACCACUGAGACCGAAAUUUUCAUAGCGUCUGCUCAAAAGAAUCUACUGCAGGAGCGUAUGAAGCUUUGUAAGACCUUGUGGGACGAAGGAUUCAAGGUUGAGUUUGCGUACAAAGCGAACCCCAAAUUGCUCACACAACUACAGUACUGUGAAGGAUCGGCUGAUCCCACUCGUGUUAAUAGUGGGAGAACGCGAGCUUCAAGAAGGCGUAGUGAAGCUACGAAAUGUCAAGACAAGAGCGGAGCAGGACAGACAAAGAUGUCUAUGUCAAAGUCGUCCUACACGCAGUACAACAGAAAGAACUGGGAAGACGCGGAUUUUCCUAUAUUGUGUCAAACAUGUCUUGGAAGCAAUCCAUAUUUGAGAAUG